Messenger RNA from Ostertagia ostertagi, 213 nucleotides. The record is from the annotation of a GenBank genome assembly. NCBI's taxonomy places the organism in Eukaryota, Metazoa, Nematoda, Chromadorea, Rhabditida, Trichostrongylidae.
AUGAAUGACCUAAAUGGUGACGAGAAACUGGAUGGACUUGAAAUAAUGAAAUCUCUGCUGCACUCACAUGACGGACACUUAGCCGAAAUUCUCACAGACGAGAAGGUUGAGCGGUUAGUAGACGGUGCGCUGAACUCGAUAGAUUUGAAUCGCGAUGGUUUUAUUGACUUUGCCGAGUACAUGAGAAAGUCAAAGCAGGAACAGCCUAAAUAA